AUGGCCGCCGCACCCUGCACGCUCAACAUGGCCUCCGUCCUCCUCCUGCCGCUUCUCUUCUCCGUUCACUGGCCGGGCCGCAGCCACGCUUUCAGCCUCAUGAACUACCUCUGCAACAACGGCAGCUCCUACGCCCUUAACUCCACCUACCGCUCCAACGUCGUCGCGCUCCUCGGGUCCCUGUCCACCAACGCGUCCAGCUCCGCCGUAGGCUUCGCCACCGCCACGCUCGGCUACGCCCCAGACCAGACGUGGGGCCUCGCGCUCUGCCGCGGCGACGUCAACGGCAGCGGGUGCGCGUCCUGCCUCGCGCUCGCGCCGGACAUCGCCUUCGGCGACUGCAGGGGCGUCAGGGACGUGUCCAUCUACUACGACCGCUGCCUCCUCCGGUACUCGGACACGGACUUCCUGGCCAGCCCGGGCGAUGCAGCGGAGCUGGUGCAGUACGGCACCAACCUGCAGGUGAACGUCGCCGCCGACCCCGGUCGGUUCGUGGGGCUCGCGGCCGACCUCGUGGCGGCGCUGUCCGCCUGGGCGGCGCGGAACUCGACGGCGAGAUACGCCGCCGGGGUGGUGACCUCCGCCAAAGGGUUCACGACCACGGACAGCAACUUGGUGCACAACAUCUACGGGCUGGUGCAGUGCACGCCCAACCUGGCUCCCGAGGCGUGCCUGGCGUGCCUCGGCAGGCUCAAGGACGAGAUGCCGGCCGUGUUCAACGGCUCAACCGGCGGCCAGUUCAACGAGGUCUGGUGCAACCUGAGAUUCGAGGUGUUCCUCUUCUAUGACAGCAGCCCGGUAGUGAAGCUUGUUGCACCUCCGUUGACGCCGGCUCCGCCGGGUGCAGCAGUCCACGACGAUGCAAAGAGGACAAGGGGAACAGGAUAUGCAGCAACAGUAGUGGCCAUUGUUCUCGGGGUCCUAGUUGUCCUCCUCCUGUCCACGUUCAUGAUCUACCUCUGGAGAAAAGCACAAGUAAAACGAUAUGCGGAGGAAGCUGACGAUUCCGGGUCGCUCCUCUUUGACCUGGCAACACUGAGAAGGGCAACUGCAAAUUUUGCCGAAGAGAAUAAGCUUGGACAUGGAGGCUUUGGCGCGGUAUACAAGGGUUUCUUGCCUGAUGGACGACAAAUCGCCGUGAAGAGGCUGGACAAGGCUUCAGGGCAAGGCCUGAAAGAGCUGAGGAACGAACUGGUGCUGGUCGCCAAGCUUCGGCACAACAAUCUUGCAAAGCUUCUCGGCGUUUGCUUGAAGGGACAGGAGAAGCUGCUUGUCUACGAGUACAUGCUUAAUCGAAGCCUGGACACCUUCCUUUUUGUCCCUGAGAAGCGUCCAUUGUUAGACUGGGAGACAAGGUACCGCAUACUCUCUGGAACAGCACGAGGCCUGCUAUACCUCCACGAGGAUUCACAGAUCAGAAUCGUCCACCGCGACCUGAAGGCGAGCAACAUCCUGCUGGACGCCGACAUGAACCCGAAGAUCUCCGAUUUCGGGCUGGCAAAACUCUUCAGCGCCGACAAGACUACCACCAUCACGAGCAUAGUUGUCGGAACGCUAGGAUACAUGGCGCCAGAGUAUGCAGUUCUUGGGCAACUGUCGGUGAAGCUUGACGUUUACAGCCUCGGCGUCCUCAUCCUGGAGAUCGUCACUGGACGUAAGAACACCGACAUGUUCGAAUCAGCAGCAGGAGAAUCCAUCAUUCUGCUGAGCUACGUGUGGGAUCACUGGGUCAGAGGCACCGCGCUGGAGGCCGUGGACCCGUUCUUGGAUUGCCAGUCCCCGGAGACGGAGAGCGAGGUGAUGAAAUGCAUCCAUCUGGGGCUGCUCUGCGUGCAGGAGAACCCGGCAGACCGCCCGACCAUGCUCGACGUCCUCGUCAUGCUGCACGGCCAAUCGUCAGGCGGCUUUGCGGCACCGUCGAAGCCGGCCUUCGCCUUUGCGUACGGGGAGACGAUGAGCUCUGAUGAGCGGCGUAACGUGUCUUUGAACGGGAUGUCCGUGUCGGAGUUCCAGCCAAGAUAG
Molecule: messenger RNA, 2022 nt
Organism: Miscanthus lutarioriparius
Lineage: Eukaryota; Viridiplantae; Streptophyta; Magnoliopsida; Poales; Poaceae
Source: the annotation of a GenBank genome assembly